This is a messenger RNA of Lottia gigantea (owl limpet), 429 nucleotides long. RefSeq lists its product as hypothetical. The transcript has 5 exons. Lineage: Eukaryota; Metazoa; Mollusca; Gastropoda; Lottiidae. The coding region runs from base 1 to 429 and encodes 142 amino acids. Gene Ontology annotation, molecular function: RNA binding. The record is from RefSeq and is a predicted model, not a curated record.
AUGUCGUACGGUAAAGGUGAAGCAGAUACGUUCUACGUUGAACAGCAACAUGUUGGACGAAUUAUUGGCAAAGGUGGCGAAAGAAUCCGAAGUUUGCAGACACCUCUAUUUGAUGCCCCUCUGGCCUCUAUUUUAAUGAACUCUCAGGAAUUAUUAUCAUACAGUGGUGAGAAGGGUCCAAUUUCUAUAUCAGGGUUUUGGUUUUUAUGUUAUUUGACCAGAUCAUUAAUUGAGAAGAUUUCAGUAAAACACAAAAUGUUAAAGUACAGCCAGGUCUUGGUUUUACGUUAUUUGACCAGAUUAUUAUUUGAGAAGAUUUCAGUAAAAAUGAGGCUUCGACAAAGUUCAACUUUAAUUAGUUUUUUGGAAAUCUGGAGAGCCAGUAAUAUCUGUAAAGUUUUUAUGUUAUUUGACAAAGUCAUUAUUUAA